This is a messenger RNA of Thalassophryne amazonica, 2387 nucleotides long. RefSeq names its product BTB/POZ domain-containing protein 10-like. Bases 107 to 1804 code for a protein of 565 amino acids. Gene Ontology annotation, cellular component: cytoplasm. NCBI's taxonomy places the organism in Eukaryota, Metazoa, Chordata, Actinopteri, Batrachoidiformes, Batrachoididae. The record is from RefSeq and is a predicted model, not a curated record. Gene Ontology annotation, biological process: positive regulation of phosphorylation. The transcript is spliced from 8 exons. Gene Ontology annotation, molecular function: protein binding.
CUCGUCUCUCCUCCUCGUGCGGAUACAUUUGAAGCUUUUGGCUUCGAUGCGCUCGGUCGAAGUCCUCGUCGAGCGCGUGGAACGAUGCUGGUGAAGUUAGAAAGUAAUGAGCGACGAUGCUGAAGCCGCCGGGAAGCCCGCUUUGUUCGGAGGAGGCUUUUGUGCCGCUGUCAUCCCGUGCUGCUUUGUCUUCACUUGGCCCGCGCACAGCCGCCGUGACCAGCCCUGUGGUGCGUCAGUGUUGGACUGCAACCAGCAGCACGGGGUCAGCGCCAUGAGUCUGUAUGGGGCCGGCACCAACAGCAGUACUGUUGGGAGCGCCAGAGGAGGAGGAAGACCAGACUUUUACCAUGAGCAACGGCAGCGCUCCAGCGACCGAUCGCGGGACUCCUCCCACGAGCAAGGAGAAAGCCAGCUGACCCCCUGCAUCAGGAAUGUUACAUCUCCUACACGGCAGCAUGACCGUGAACGUGGUGAUGGAGGCUCUUCUUCCAGAUCCUCCAGCCCUCGUCCUCCCAGAGUUUCUCUUUCCUAUUCCCAAAUGGGAGGGGCUCUUGUCAGUGGACAUGUGACUCGUUCUCUGGGUCCUACCGUAGCUGACCUGCACUCUGUGACCCAGAACCUGGGCCAAGGGUCAUGUGACAUGAUUUACGUAUAUGACCUUGGCAGUAAAGAUGGCCAUCGCGCCGGGCAACGGGUGGGAGAGCGUGUGACGCUUAAUGUGGACAACACAAGAUUUGUGGUGGAUCCCGCCAUCUUCACAGCUCAACCCAACACUAUGCUGGGGAGGAUGUUUGGUUCUGGUCGGGACAAUAAUUUCACACGACCAAAUGAAAAAGGAGAGUUUGAGGUGGCCGACGGCAUCAGCUCAACUGUAUUCAGAGCAAUUCUGGAUUACUACAAGUCGGGAAUAAUCCGCUGCCCUGAUGGCGUUUCCAUUCCCGAGCUGAGGGAGGCGUGUGACUACCUCUGCAUCUCCUUCAACUACAGCACCAUCAAGUGCAGAGACCUCAGUGCACUGAUGCACGAACUGUCAAACGACGGGGCGAGGCGUCAGUUUGAGUGUUACCUGGAGGAGAUGGUGCUGCCGCUGAUGGUGGCCAGUGCUCAGAGUGGAGAGAGGGAGUGUCACGUGGUGGUGCUCACCGAUGAUGAUGUGGUGGACUGGGAUGAAGAGUACCCGCCCCAGAUGGGAGAAGAGUACUCACAGAUCAUCUACAGCACCAAACUUUACCGCUUCUUCAAGUACAUCGAGAACAGAGACGUGGCAAAAACUGUGCUGAAGGACCGAGGACUGAAAAAGAUCCGACUGGGCAUCGAAGGCUACCCUACUUACAAAGAGAAGGUGAAGCGGCGCCCUGGAGGUCGUCCGGAGGUAAUUUAUAACUAUGUGCAGCGUCCGUUUAUCCGAAUGUCCUGGGAGAAGGAAGAAGGGAAAAGUCGCCACGUGGACUUCCAGUGCGUAAAGUCCAAAUCUAUCACAAAUCUGGCGGCAGCCGCUGCUGAUAUUCCCCAGGACCAGCUCGUGGUCAUGCACACACCGGGACCUCAAGUAGAUGAGCUGGACACACUGCCGGGGCAUCAGCCGCCGCCGCCGCCAAGUUUUCACGACUCCCACCAAUCACUGCAGGGACAGGAGGGCGCCGCCCCCCAGCUAGCACAGGGCUACGAUGGCCCCAACCAGCAGGCUCAGGACAGCCUAGGUCAGGCCGCACAGGGUCCGGCCCACAGCAACCAGCAGCACAGCAGACGUGCUCUGACUGCGUACUGCUAUGAACCCGAUCCCGACACCCCCUCUGCAUGAGCCCCACUCUGAACCUCCUCACCUGCUGUCACAGCACACAGUCCGUUGCAGUGCGGCGUGGACGAGGCUGCGUUCGUUCAGUGUCAGUCACAUGACCUGACACAGCGCAGAGCCGGCAGUAGCAACCAGGUAGUGCAGCUGACCGGGGAAGAAUCAGGAAGCGGCAGCUUUCUGCACCGACGCACUGAGUGGAGUGGCAACGCAUCACCUUUUUCCACACACGGAGGCAACUACGUUUGUAGAAGACAGUUAGUGGCAGAGCGUCGACCUUCAUUCGAGUUUUUGUAACAUUUGUUCACACAUUACUGAAUGUGUCUCUGAGGUCAAUGAUCAGGUGAUCUCCUCCGUUCUCUGUGCUGCACUGCGCGUCUUCUGUGGUUACUGCACGCAUUUAUGAAAAAUUAGCCAUCGGCCCGCUGGAACAUGUUCGUGUUGUGAUGUCAGGAGAUGGAAUGAGGUCAUCAGAUCACUCCCGCAGCUUUGGCACAGAGGUGCGACGCACCAGCAACAGCACAGAGUGCAAAGUCACAAAUGUAAAAAAAAAACUUUUGGAUGGCACUUUUCACACCAAAAAAAAAAAAAA